This is a messenger RNA of Micromonas pusilla CCMP1545, 603 nucleotides long. RefSeq lists its product as uncharacterized. Bases 1 to 603 code for a protein of 200 amino acids. The record is from RefSeq and is a predicted model, not a curated record. NCBI's taxonomy places the organism in Eukaryota, Viridiplantae, Chlorophyta, Mamiellophyceae, Mamiellales, Mamiellaceae. The transcript has a single exon.
AUGUCGUCGAUCGCGAGCGCGCUCGCCGCGACGGCGCCCGCGCGAUCCAAUCGCGCGUCCUCCUCCGUCUGUGCGACCGCCGCUAGGGCAUCGUCGUCGUCCGCGAGGAUGAUGCCCGCGCGCGUCGUCGGGGCGUGGCGUCGCGCGAGCGCGACGACCGGAGGUCACGGGAUCGCGGCGCUGAGGAAGCGUCGCGCCGGUACCGGCCGCGGCCGCGCGCUGACGUUGCAGACCCGCGCGCGCGUCGCCGGCGGCGACCCGGGGGACACGCGCCUGGGCGCCACCUACGCGGACAUCGCGCGCUCGUUCAGAGACCAGGUCAAGAAGAACUUCAACUACCUCCCCGUCGCGUUGAUAUGCCUCCUCGUCGGGUUCUCCAUGUGCGCGUACUUCCCGCACCCGGAGUCCCCCGGCGACGCGGUCAUCUGCCUCACGAUCAUGUUCCUGAGCGAGUUCUUGUCGAGCGUGUUGUACUCCCCGAAGCGGCCGCGAGGGAUGUUGAAGUGGCUUCGCGAAGGGAGCUUCAUCCCGCUGGCGCUCAACUGCUUCAAGAUCGGCGUGUUGUACGGGCUGUGCUGCGACGCCUUCAAGGUUGGCUCGUGA